Papaver somniferum (opium poppy) is the source of this 540-nucleotide messenger RNA. RefSeq names its product 50S ribosomal protein L24-like. Gene Ontology annotation, molecular function: RNA binding; structural constituent of ribosome. The transcript is spliced from 5 exons. NCBI's taxonomy places the organism in Eukaryota, Viridiplantae, Streptophyta, Magnoliopsida, Ranunculales, Papaveraceae. The coding region runs from base 1 to 480 and encodes 159 amino acids. The record is from RefSeq and is a predicted model, not a curated record. Gene Ontology annotation, biological process: translation. Gene Ontology annotation, cellular component: ribosome; mitochondrion.
AUGGGUUGGAAAGCAGCGCAGAAGCUUGUACAAAAAUGGAAGGUUCUCAGAGGCGACAAUGUGAUAAUUAUUAGGGGCAAAGAUAAGGGUGAGACUGGAGUCGUCAAGCGUGUUGUCCGCACUCAGAAUCGUGUUAUUGUGGAAGGGAAGAAUCUGGUAAAGAAACAUAUCAAGCAAGGUCAAGGUCAUGAAGGUGGAAUUUUUACUGUUGAAGCUCCUCUUCAUGUUUCGAAUGUCCAAGUUGUCGAUCCUGUUACAGGGAAGCCUUGUAAGGUUGGAGUCAAAUAUUUAGAAGAUGGUACAGAAGUAAGAGUGUCCAGAGGUACAGGAGCUUUUGGCUCCAUUAUUCCUCGUCCGGAGAUCCUAAAGAUAAGGACCACCCCUAGACCCACAAUGGCCGGUGCGAAAGAUACACCAAUGGAACAAGUUCUGGAAAAAACUUAUGAUGCGAAGACUGGCAGGGGGAUGCCUAGCCUUUAGAGUGUUCAUUCAUUUCUUCAUCCCGAUGAAGAGCACAUAAAGAUUUUUGACGGAUAAGCC